Messenger RNA from Fusarium redolens, 2089 nucleotides. RefSeq lists its product as uncharacterized. The record is from RefSeq and is a predicted model, not a curated record. The transcript is spliced from 4 exons. The coding region runs from base 277 to 2049 and encodes 590 amino acids. Gene Ontology annotation, molecular function: zinc ion binding; DNA binding. NCBI's taxonomy places the organism in Eukaryota, Fungi, Ascomycota, Sordariomycetes, Hypocreales, Nectriaceae. Gene Ontology annotation, biological process: DNA-templated transcription.
AACUUCAAAGGUAAGCAUCAAUACCUUCGAUUCUUCCAGGUAAAAUACUUGUUCGACAUAAUUUGAAGUUUUAAUUGCAAUAAGCGGAAUGGAAUUACAUGACACGGUGACCGUCAGCGCUGAUGCGACGCGUAGACGGACUGGUAAUGUAAGUCACCGCAACCCGGCAUCCCUACCCUGUAGGUCUAAGUCCAAUAGGCUUGUGUUCCGUGUAGGAGUAGCAAGGUACGAUGUGACGGCAAAUUACCAAGCUGUCAAAGGUGCUUGAAUCGCAAAAUGACAUGUCACUAUGGCGAGCGGAAAGGAAGAGGUCUUGGGAAAAGCAAGCAGUACAUCCAAACGCUCGAGCAACGCCUAAAGGAUAUAGAGGUAGCACCGCCGGUCACCCCUCUAUCCGAUAAAGGUCCAAGUCAGAUCUUUGCAGAGCCUAGACACACCCGCGAUAUACCCCCGGUUGACGAAACAGCAACGACCAAUACAACUCAGUUUCUUCCAUCGCGAUGGCCGGAAGAAAUCACCAGAAACAUCACUCACGCCCAGCAGAACAUAAGCAAUCUCGAGCGAACAGUCUUCGUCCCACUUCCACCGAAGGGGCACAUUUUACACUUCAUAUCUAGCGCUCUAGAAGACAUGCAUGAAAUGCAGCCGCUCCUCAGCAUCCACCAUGUUCUGAAGCUUGUGGAUGACCAGUAUUCAGCUGGAUUAUCAAACUGUCACGCCAAUCCCACUCGUUGGGCAAUGCUGAACGCUCUUAUUGCCACGGGCAUCCACUGGAAGGCCGACAACAAGGCGAUAGAAGACUUGUUUCCUACCUCGUGGGCAUAUUUCAAAAAUGCCUUUGCUAUCUUUCCAGAGAUCGUCACGAGCGGUGACAGCAUCGACUCCUGUCAAGCGAUGCUUGUCAUGGCAAUGUUUAUGAAGGGAACCGCCGACGCAAAAGCUUUCACUGUCCUGCUGUCCGCAGCUGCGCAUGCUAGCCAUUGUAUUGGCUUGCAUUUGGAUGAUCUUUGUGGCUCGACCGACUUGAUCGAUAUAGAAAAGCGCAGGCGGUCGUUUUGGUCCAUAUACGUGCUCCAAUGCAAUGCGUCGAUCAACUUGAACCUUCCGGCGCCAUCUUAUGAAGUUGGUGUUGAACUUCCCUCCCAAAGGCCCGAACUAGAUGCUAGUUCUGGUACACAUCUACUGAGGCACAUGUCAACGUUGGCACUGAUUCAGUCGAGAAUAUGUCGAUGCUUGUACCCUGGCUCAUCACUCUGGAAGAGCACUGAUAAGAUGUUUCAGGCUCUUGCUGAAUUAGACAACGACCUCGAAUCCUGGAAGACCGAACUGCCUACAGAAUUUCGACCUACAACAUUGCCCCGAGUGGUUAAUCACGGCACCGUACAGCUCCACUUUGCCUACUACGCUUCUACUUGGAAGAUUUAUACAGCCAUCGGGAAACUCCAUAAUGCCCCUUUGACGUCGAUGGGACGAGAACAUCCAAAUCUGCUGCUGAGUACGCCUACACCCACGCAUAGCGCCCGAGCCACGAUCCUUUUGCUUCAAAGUCUAUCCCCACAGCCAUUGGCCUCUCUAUGGCAAAUCAUAUGCUACCCCACCUGCGCUGUUAUUAUUCUCUUGACAGUUGUGCUUCACAAUCCUGCAGACUCAGAGGUGACUUUGAACGUCGCAUGUAUUGGAAAGUUUGUCAGGUUUUUGCAGAAUUUCCAAGACCAAGAGGGAUGUGAUCUAAAGAAUCUUAUCGACCUUUGCUCCAAGCUAUAUGAUAUUGCAUCCUUCGCACAACACAAUCCAGCAGAUCAGGAGAAUGAGAGUGAAAAUGACACAGCAGGACUAUGGCGGCGGUAUACAGAACUAUGUAUUCGCUUACGAGGUUCUGAAGACCCCAUGCAACUCGCACAGGGCCUUCUAACCAAUAUGCCGCUACCACUCGCAAAGGCGACUGAAGUGUUCUCCGGCAUAUUAACCGAGACUAGGGAAGAUGGGUUCACGCUGGUUGUGCCAAAUGUACUCAAACCGAGUUCAUUUAACUUCUUUGGUAACUUGUAGCUUAACGUUAUUGACAAUAAAGCUACUAUUAAGCAUUACA